This is a messenger RNA of Fonsecaea nubica, 666 nucleotides long. RefSeq lists its product as hypothetical. Bases 1 to 666 code for a protein of 221 amino acids. The transcript has a single exon. Lineage: Eukaryota; Fungi; Ascomycota; Eurotiomycetes; Chaetothyriales; Herpotrichiellaceae. The record is from RefSeq and is a predicted model, not a curated record.
AUGCCACCCAGACAGACCACGCCCACCCUGCCCAAGAACUGGCCCAAAGACAUUCUCUAUCUCGAUAAACUCCACAUUCCGUCUCCUCUAUCGUCGGAGCUGCUCCAAAGAACCACGAUCCCAUCUGAUUCACUCCCCGUAAUUCCCGCUUCAGCACCCACGUCGCCGUCCCCGCUGGUCCAAAUAAAGCCCGUCGCCGACCCCUCCCACCCAGCGUACCGACAGCACGGGCUGUUCGCGGCGCGCGCCCUGGCCCCGUCGUCAUUCGUGAUCCUCUACCUCGGCACGCUGCACACGUCGUCGUCCGAGUCAGCUUCGACAUCGGACUACGACCUCAGCCUCGACCGCGAGCUGGACCUCGCCAUCGACGCCGCGCAGUGUGGCAACGAGGCGCGCUUCAUCAACGACUACCGCGGCAUCCGACUCGAGGGCCCCAAUGCCGAGUUCCGCGACUGUUGGGUCGAGAUGCUUCCACCAACCCCCCGCGGCGGCGAGGCCAGAUGGGAGAGGCGGAUCGGCGUGUUCGUGCUGAGUGCCGGCAAAGCCAACCGGAAGGACGGCGGGAAGCAGAGGGCGAGGGGGAUCGCAAAGGGCGAGGAGAUCGUGGUUAGCUAUGGCAAGGGAUUCUGGAGGGCGAGGCAGCAGGAAGAGGAAUUGGGUCACUGA